Messenger RNA from Coregonus sp. 'balchen', 1808 nucleotides. NCBI's taxonomy places the organism in Eukaryota, Metazoa, Chordata, Actinopteri, Salmoniformes, Salmonidae. The record is from the annotation of a GenBank genome assembly.
CUUACACAGACAAUAGGGCCCAUUAUGUUGUGUCUCAGUUAGUGUCCGUGCUUCUCUGCUGUAAUAAUCUAAGGAUUUGUGUGCACGAUCACACAGAUCAGAAAAUAGUGUGUCUUAAAUAUUAAAUAAUCUUAAUAUUUCUGAAAGUAUGGACGCCCCGGAAGAGAAAAGCUGUCUUUCUGCUGCGCAAAGAAGAGCAGAAAUUCGGAGGCGAAAAUUGCUCAUGAAUUCCGAAGACCGAAUGAACAGAAUCGUGGGUUUCACCAAAGCUGAAGCUGAAAAAAACGGUAAGGAAAACCUAACUGAUGGUAAAUGGUUUGCUGGCUGAUCAGACAAGCAGAUUGCAUUGCUUGUUAAUUUAUUAGCUUACAGCUCACCCAUCGAAACUGACAGCUAACGGUAGCUUGUUAGCAUCGAAAUGUUAGCUGCACAGUACACAUUUACUGAGCUAGCUAAGGACCAUAAUGGUGCAGUGAGCUGAAGAAAAACCUUGCAUCAGUGUAAAAUGUGCUGCAGUCAUGUAGUCAUGACAAUUCAGUGCCCUUCUGUAUUAUAUAACAAGUUUAUUAAUAUAAAUGUGUAUUAUAUAUGUGUAUAUGCAGGUGUGUGUGUGUGUGUAUAUAUAUAUAUAUAUAUAUAUAUAUAUAUAUAUAUAUAUAUAUAUAUAUGGUCAUAUCUCACUUCACAGAGAAGUCUAGUUAGCCUAAUAUGUUACACUGAUAAUGUCAUCUCAUACAGGAGCGUCCAGUCGUGUCACAGAGCCCAGGUUCCAUCUGGACUUGGACAGGAACAACUCGUGGUCAGCAUCCUCCUCCCCAAGACUGUCUCCAUUCCUCCCGGAGGCAGUAGGCAGCAGCGAUCUCCCAGAGAGGAAGGGGUCUCCCCUGCCAGACAGCAGCGAGGUGCUGGGUGGAGGUGUAGACCAGGACGUGACUCCAGGGGUCCGACAUAGGCCACGGGGAGAGGCCCAGCUGGCAGCUGAUGAGCCCAGCCAUUCUGAAUCCCCACGCAGAGGGUUGCAGAAGUAUCUGUCCCGCUUUGAUGACGCCAUGAAGCUCCGUGGCCAACUGGCCAAUGAGAAACAAGCCCAGGAUGCAGCCGGCUCAGACCCAGAAGAGUUGGACUCCUUCAGGCUCUUCAGGCUUGUCGGCAGUGUCCUCCUUGCCAUCUUUGUCAGAGGUUUUGUCUGCAAGUAUCUGGUGAGUCGGAUCAGAAAAGUGUUGCAUCUUCCCUUGAAAUUUGUGCAUUUGUUCAACACCACUGACCUAUUCUGUCUUAGAUUCGGCCGCACUUAUGGUGAUAUGAGAGUAGACCUGUAGCAGUUCACUAACUAGGCUACACUCUCUUUUCUUUUGCAGUCCAUAUUCGCACCGUUUCUCACCCUCGAACUGGCCUACAUGGGGUUGUACAAGUAUUUUCCAAAGGUAUGAGAUACCUCUACACCGUUACUAUGUAGUGAAUGGAGCACAGCUAUAACAAAUGGGUCAGACACACAUAUAGUCAUAACCUGUGCAGUAUUAUAAUGCAUACAUAAACAUGUAUUAACUUUCCACCAGUCUGAGAAGAAGAUGCAGACCACAGUGCUGACUGCCGCCCUCCUGCUGUCUGGUAUCCCUUCUGAGGUCAUCAACCGUUUCAUGGACACCUACAGGAAGAUGGCCGACGUCUUCGCCGACCUCUGUGUCUACUUCUUCACCUUCAUCCUCAGUCACGAGAUCCUGCUGUUGGUUGGUUCAGAAGAGACUGGUACUCCCUGAUGGACUGGAGGUCGCCGUGCUAUGUCACUGUCACUGUCACCCCCCCCCCCC